UUCCACAUACGCUCACACUUUAGUGCGACAUCUCAUAUAUGAAGAAAUUCAUGUGUUAUAUACAGAAAUAUAAAAUCCCAUAAAAAGAUAUGCAAUGAAUCAGAACAAGUAGUUGAGUUAGUUGAGAAUUGGUUUUUAAGCCGUGUGUUAUUCAGUUAAUGGGCGCAUCAUUCGCUAAACAGAGUAACGUCAAAAUGAACAGUUCUGAGAAUAGAGAAUCGAAAAAGGAUGCCAACCAAGGUCAGUCGAACAGCAGUACGAGACCGUUGUCCAUCGAGGGUCCUUCAACCUCCAGUAACACCGAGCGAGUCCCAUCGCAACCAUUACCAAACCAACCAAGGCAACCAACUAAUUUGCAAGGUUUACUCAAAUAUGCUAUGGAUGCGGCACAGUCUGAGGAUACGGAAAAUAAAUCGCCAGUCUAUCCUUUGGACGAAGAAAAAAAAGCGUUUUUGAAUGAUGCAUUAUCAUCGUUAACGGUAAACGUGAUAGAGGAAUUGCAAAAAGCUGUGCAAAUCUUAUCUAACGUCAUCAAUUUACGAGCGGACGAUGAUUCGUCGGAAUAUGAGAAUGCAUUGGAAAGGAUGGCAGAUUUUGUAGACAAUAUUGACAUAGCCAAUGAUUUUUAUAAAAUUGGAGGCUUCUCGAUAUUUCAGCCAUGCCUGAAUUCCUCGCACAGUAGCAUCAGAUGGCGGAUAGCUGAUAUUAUCGCCGAAUUAGCGCAAAAUAAUCCAUUUUGUCAAGACAAGCUAUUAGAAGCUGGAGUAUUUCCUGUUUUGUUGUCUAUGAUCGAUUCAGAUCCAUCGGAACAGGCCAGGAUAAAAGCUCUGUACGCAGUGUCGUGUAUAGUCAGGGGACACCCUGCAUCAUUAAAGUAUAUGGAUACGAACGAUGGUUACUCGGUGCUUUUGCGAGCAAUGCAAAGCCCGGUGGAGAAAUUACAGAUAAAGUCCGCAUUUUUGCUUUCAAGCUUGUGCAGCAAGGAUGAUUCGAACGUAAAACAUACCUUGGUAAAAAUGGGAUUCAUAGAGCAAGCGGCAGGAUUGCUGGGUAGAAUAAAUUUACAGCCGGCAGUCAGGGAACAACUGCUGAGAGUGCUCAGUAGUAUGGUAAACGAUAAUUUUUUACCGGCGCUGAAGGAGUGUCGCCGAUCACAAUUGUAUUUAAGAUCCACUUUGGAGCAAUUGUUGACAGAAUUGAAACCUGUGGAAAACCAGGACGAGAUAGACAUGUGUGCCGAACUCCUGGAUAAAGUAUUUUCCGAGCCAGAAACGAGUCAAGAGAGAUAACACGAAUUUGUAUCAUAAUCUUUCCUCUAAAUAAACAUAACAAUGUUUGCAAUUCUAACAA
Temnothorax curvispinosus is the source of this 1350-nucleotide messenger RNA. RefSeq names its product hsp70-binding protein 1. The transcript has 5 exons. The record is from RefSeq and is a predicted model, not a curated record. NCBI's taxonomy places the organism in Eukaryota, Metazoa, Arthropoda, Insecta, Hymenoptera, Formicidae. The coding region runs from base 159 to 1289 and encodes 376 amino acids.